Messenger RNA from Purpureocillium takamizusanense, 2053 nucleotides. RefSeq lists its product as uncharacterized. NCBI's taxonomy places the organism in Eukaryota, Fungi, Ascomycota, Sordariomycetes, Hypocreales, Ophiocordycipitaceae. The coding region runs from base 693 to 1766 and encodes 357 amino acids. The transcript is spliced from 4 exons. The record is from RefSeq and is a predicted model, not a curated record.
CACGGAUUGGGUACAUGGACCCUCACUGGCCUGCGCAGACGGGAUGGAAGGUAGGUAAGUGAGUGGUGGCGGGAGCAAACAUCUGGAGAGCCUUCCAGCCCGUUGCCGCGAAAGGCAGGUCAGUAUCGACAACGAGAUCGCCAACACGGCAUCGGCAAUUCCAUGUACCUAAAUUUGACCACGGCCGCCCCCGCGGUGUUUCCGCCGUCGUGGGGCAUUUACAAGCCUUUCUUUAACUGCAGUGCGUCUUGAAUUAGUUGGAAACCUACUGACCACCGACGAGCAACCUGGGAUGGAAGCUGUGCAGCGCUUCAUUCCCUCAUCAGGCACCGCACCACUACCUACCUAGUAAGGAUCCAGGACCCCGGACCCCCUGUAGCAUCGGAGGCAGAGCCACUGCGCCGCAAUCCACUGGUCGGUGGUGGACUGGCAGUGGACAGGUGCUACCGCCUCACUGGGGUCGGGUUACCCUGACGGGCUGGCUGCACUGUCCACCUACCCGAGGUUUGCUGCUGCAACUCUGUCGACGAACGAUCCCAUUCCAUUGGAAGGAAGCCUUUGCCAUUGCCUGGCGACCCUCACUGCACGACCGACAGCUGUCAUCCUGUGUCAAUUCGGUGCGCCGUACCCGAGACCGCCAGCCGCGCGCGGCGAACGGAUGACUCCAAUCGGCCAGUCACUUUUCUACGAAUAUGUUAGUGGCUGACGGCACCGGUGGUGGCCUUGCAAAAGUACUGCGUGGGGUCGAGGAGGAUGCGGAGGAGGCUGCGGAGGAGGAGGAGGUGACUCGACCCGGCAUGGCGCUAUUCGCAGCCGGCUUCAAUCCGUGGAAUCAGCUCUCUCUCGGCCGCGACGCGGACUCCGGCCAUGAGUCCGAUGACCUGUCCUCCUUUGCAAAAGUCCUCGACGGCCGCCGCAUCCGCCGUCCGGUCGCCCGCCUGACUUACACGCUAGUGCACCGAGAUGGCGCGUGGAUCAGGGCCGGUGUCGGCUUCCGUGACGAUGGGCUUGACGACGCCCUUGAUGACGCCCACGCGUGUGCCGAGGCAGCCAACGGGGAACUGCUCAUCGUUUAUGACGAAGACACCCCUGCGGCGUCUGAUGCCAUCAUCGGCGGCCAUGAUCAGAAAUCAAAAGUCCUCGCCAAGUACGCCUCGAGACGCGACCUAAACGCCCAGAAAAGACAAGCGACAUGGCGCUGCAAAAGUCCUGUCGAGGCUGUCGCAGCGUUUGACGCCGGAUUCAUAAUCCUCUACAGCGAUGGCGCCGUAGCGACGCUUGGCGAUGCCCGUUUCCAGGACUGCCUCGGGCGAGAAGUCACCGACGAGUCACCCUCCACGGAGCCGGGCAUAGUACCCGACAUUGCCAGCCUCGGGGAGCCAAUCAAGAAGGUCUCGGCUGGAGGAUACACUCUCGCAGCACUGACAGAGAGCGGCGGUAUAUACGCCUGGGGGAUGCCAACGAGCGGGACGCAUCGUCGCCAGCAGGCCCUCCCCGGGCUCACCGGGAUCCCAAACUACAUCGAGGUCGACGGCGGCAAGGAUGUCCUCGACGUGGCUUUGGGUGAUUCGCACGCCAUGGUCCUCACCGUUGACGGAUCCGUGUACGUCGUCGGGAGCAAUUCCAACGGCCAGCUUGGCUUGGGUUCGACGGUAAAGCGCGUUGAGUCGUGGACGAGACUCAGCAUAUCCGAGGAGCACCAGGUAUCUGGCGUUGCUGCUGGGCCAAGGUCCUCGUUCAUCCUAACAGGUCGGCCACCUCCGUAAUCGUGGGCCAGCAGAAGCAAGGUCAAAACAGUCGCUCUAUUGAGCCUCAUGAUCCUCUAUUGUACAGACCGCUCCAAUUGCUCCUCAAAGGCCCAUUAUAGACUCGUCAGGUAAUCCUCAAUCUCCUGGGAGGUCAGCUUCCGGAAGCGCGGUCCGCUCAGCCCCUCGACACCCUCCAUGCCCAAGAGAUGCUCUGCGGGGGGGCCGACGAUGCCUGCUUCGCGGUUAGUGCUGGAUCACGAGCAUUGGAAGAAGGGAAGGGGCUUACCGAUCUCAAUCGAGUCGCC